AUGCUGGGGCUCAAGAUGAUGGCGCAGCCUCAGGUGCGCCCGGGUGCUACUGCCACGCAGCUGCCGCUGCCCCCGGGCCUCGUGGCGGAGGCCUCCAGCGCGCGCCGCCGCGCCCCGCCUGCCGCCGUCAAGGUGGAGGUCGGCAAGGGCGCCGCGGACGCGCACGACGGAAGCGGCAGCAGCACCGGCCCCGGGACGCCGCGCCGGGGGCCUUCCGUCAGCUGCUCGACGAGCGACGGGUCGGGCAGCGAGGGGCAGGGCCAGGGGCCGUGGGCCGCGAAGCCGAGGAGGGCCCCCGGCUGCGGCAAGGGCGCUGGCGGCAAGGGCGCGAGCCAAGGCGCGGCCAGGGGCGCGGCCAAGGCCGCGGCCAGGGGCGCGGCCAAGGGCGCGGCCAGGCCGCAGAACCUCGGGAAGGCUCGCGCGCCCGCCGCGGCCCCGCCCGGGCUGAACGCCCCCGCGGCCUUGGCCCAGCAGGCGGCCCAGUGCUACCAGCAGGCGCAGCCGCCGAAGCCGCAGCAGCAGCACCCGGGCUUGCACCAGCAGCAGCAGCAGCAGCAGCAGCAGCAGCCAGUGCGCCCGAACUUCCUGGCCCCGCCAGGCCUCGCUGGCUUCCAGGCCGCGGCCCCGCCGCCGCCCCGCCACGGCGGCAGCCCCUACGUCCCCGGCAGCGCAUUGCUGCAGGCCGCCUCGCUGCAGGACGACACCCGGUUCCACCGGCAGCCGGCAUGCAUGACCUUCUGA
Messenger RNA from Prorocentrum cordatum, 741 nucleotides. The record is from the annotation of a GenBank genome assembly. Lineage: Eukaryota; Dinophyceae; Prorocentrales; Prorocentraceae.